Molecule: messenger RNA, 507 nt
Organism: Chenopodium quinoa (quinoa)
Lineage: Eukaryota; Viridiplantae; Streptophyta; Magnoliopsida; Caryophyllales; Amaranthaceae
Exons: 1
Coding region: 1-507 (168 amino acids)
Source: RefSeq, a predicted model, not a curated record
AUGCCCGAAUCAAGCAAGCUCCAUCCCGCCACUAUUGUGAUGAACAUCAAGUCUUGUGUCCCCAUUACUCUUGAUUAUGAGGGCAAGCAAUUCAAUAGUUGGUCGACCUUAUUCCAACUUCAUUGCCGUGCGAAUUUGGUUAUCGAUCAAAUAAUUCCACCACCGGUGGAUCCUUCGGCCAAGAAGACCGAACCCACACCUGCCGAACAAGCCUUCACGCAACGCCUUGAUGACAUUGUUCGACAAUGGAUUUAUGGGACAAUUUCUACUGACCUUUUAAAUACAAUAAUCGACCUGGAUCACAAAGCGGUCGAUGCGUGGAAACGGUUGGAAAAUUUCUUCCUUAACAACAAGUCUGUUAGGGCUUUGCAACUUGACGCUCAAUUCACAAAUACUCGGCUGGAGCAAUUUGAUGGCAUCAAGACAUAUUGCACUCGCCUCAAGACUCUCGCAGAUGGCUUGAAAAAUGUAGGAGAUAAAGUCUCUAAUAAUCGAAUGGCACUCUAA